Molecule: messenger RNA, 768 nt
Organism: Haemonchus placei
Lineage: Eukaryota; Metazoa; Nematoda; Chromadorea; Rhabditida; Trichostrongylidae
Source: the annotation of a GenBank genome assembly
AUGGAUGUGUGUGAAGGUUUUCGAGUUUUCAAUAAUCACGAUUUAAACAGCACUUUGACGCUACAACCGUUCACCUCGGUCACGUUAAUUUCCAGUGAAGCAUGGCUAAAGGCUGCCGAACUGACUCCCACGUGGGUAUGGGCUCUGGUCGACCUACCUGAGACGAUGCAUGCCAAUUAUCGGGAAAAUGCCCGGUUUCUACGCCUCAUUCAGCAGGUUCGGGACUUCUUACAUCUCCUCAUCAAAGUGCAUAAAUGCGAAACAGAAAUGAUCAAGACAUUAGCAUUUCGACUUGGGACACGACAUAAAGGCUACAUGAACGAAGGCAAUGACAACUCCUACUGGGCUCCAUUCGCUCAACAACUGCCGAUCGCCAUCGCCAAGACAUAUAUGGAUGUUGUCAAUCAUGAUAAUAGAAUUCGACGGAUCUUUCGAGUUCGAGUACAUGCUGAUCGAAGUGAAGAGGAAGAGUUGAUAAAUUCAUGGCGUCAACUAAUGAAUACCAUCGUGGAGGCGAUGAAACGUGGCUAUGAAGGGUGUCCAUCUCAAAAAACACCCAUGAGGCUUAGCAUAACGAACAGUAUUAUCUCAAUGGCUUCACUACGAUCAGGACGAAGUCGUUCGGCUUCACAAUUCCUGGAGCCCAAUUUGUCUCCAGUCAUGGGUAAGGGUAUAGCUUCUGCCAUCUCCGGAUUUUACUUAAGAUGGACCUUAAUAUUAAUUAUUCAAGUGCUUUGUACAGCCUCAACUAAAAAAUGCACCACAUAA